GAGUUCCCACUCCCGUAUUUUGGUAUGACAACGUGGGGGAGAGCGGCAUGACAACGUGGGCAGGGAGAACUCACGGAAACCGUCCUUCAAGAGGGGGGACAAGAGCUUGGGACGUGAAGAAUACGAGGCAAAGAAGAAGUCUUUUGUGCCGAAGGGUGGAUGCUUCGUGUGCAAGGGACCACACACCAUGAAGGACUGUCCUAAGCUAGGAUCGUUGUUUGCCAUAGUGGAACGACAAGAAGCGGAGGCCCGAGAGGAGGAGACGAGCAAGAUAGGGUCGCUCCAAAUCCUUAAUGCUCUCAAGGCGAAGCCGAUGCCAAAGACGACAAGCAAGGGGCUCAUGUACGUCGAGGCAUACAUAAAUGGAAAACCAACAAGGGCGUUGGUUGACACGGGUGCGACGCACAACUUCGUGAAUGAGGAGGAGGCCAAGAGGGUUGGUCUUCAAUGGACGAAGGGCGAGGGUUGGCUGAAGGCGGUGAAUGCAAAGGCGCAACCCCUGAACGGCUUAUCCCGAGGCGUGGACCUACGUCUAGGCACUUGGAAGGGCCAAGUGGACUUUUCGGUGGCACCGAUGGACGAUUUCAAGGUUGUUCUAGGGAUGGACUUCCUGAGGCAGGUAACCGCAAUCCCUAUGCCAUCAUUCAGCACGGUUUACAUCCUUGAGAAGGGUUCACCAUGCAUGGUGCCGACAUUGGAGACUCCCAAUGAGCGGCCAAACGGCGGGGCUAAGACUUUGUCGGCUAUGCAAGUAGCCAAGGGGGUAAAGAAGGGAGAGCCGACCUUCUUAGCCGUACUUAAGGUGGACGACAAGAUGGAAGGGCACGUUGUCAGAUAUUGAGAUGAAAGUCAUUAGUUGAUUCGUUCUAGAUCAUUAUAUUUCGCUGUUAUGGCUUUCCGCUUUGCAUGUUUAAUUUGGCAGGUUAGUGAUUCGAUCUAUUGCAUUUGGGAUUAAAUAAAAAGAAUCAUUAAA
Molecule: messenger RNA, 973 nt
Organism: Cuscuta epithymum
Lineage: Eukaryota; Viridiplantae; Streptophyta; Magnoliopsida; Solanales; Convolvulaceae
Source: the annotation of a GenBank genome assembly